Messenger RNA from Myiozetetes cayanensis, 2422 nucleotides. RefSeq names its product uroporphyrinogen decarboxylase (gene UROD). NCBI's taxonomy places the organism in Eukaryota, Metazoa, Chordata, Aves, Passeriformes, Tyrannidae. The coding region runs from base 59 to 1168 and encodes 369 amino acids. Gene Ontology annotation, biological process: heme biosynthetic process. The transcript is spliced from 10 exons. Gene Ontology annotation, molecular function: uroporphyrinogen decarboxylase activity. The record is from RefSeq and is a predicted model, not a curated record. Gene Ontology annotation, cellular component: cytosol.
CCUGGGCGGACCGCGCCUCGUCGGGAGGCAACGCGGGGUCCGAGGAGCGGUGCAGGAGAUGGAGGGUGGUGAGCGGCUGCUUCCCAAGGGCUUCCCCAAGCUGAAGAACGACACGUUCCUUCGCGCGGCCCGCGGGGAGGAGACGGAGCACACCCCGGUGUGGUGCAUGCGGCAGGCGGGCCGGUACCUGCCAGAGUUUCGGGAGACCCGGGCGGCGCAGGAUUUCUUUGCCACUUGCCGGAGCCCCAAAUUGUGCUGUGAGCUGACGCUGCAGCCACUCAGACGAUUCCCCCUGGAUGCUGCCAUCAUCUUCUCUGACAUCUUGGUGGUGCCCCAGGCGCUGGGCAUGGAGGUUGUCAUGGUCCCCGGCAAGGGACCCACGUUCACAGAGCCCCUGAAGGAGGUGGAGGACCUGCUGAAACUGCGACAGAAGGUGGAUGUGACCGCGGAGCUAGGUUAUGUCUUCCAGGCCAUCACUCUGACACGACACAGCCUGGAGGGCAGGGUGCCCCUCAUCGGCUUCUCAGGGGCACCGUGGACACUCAUGUCCUACAUGAUUGAGGGUGGCGGCUCCUCUACAAUGUCCAAAGCCAAGAGCUGGCUCUACCGGCACCCCGAAGCGAGCCACCAACUGCUGCGGCUGCUGGCCGAUGUCAUCACUGACUACCUGGUGGGGCAGGUGGCUGCUGGAGCGCAGGCGCUCCAGCUGUUUGAAUCCCAUGCAGGGCACCUGGGCCCAGAGCAGUUUCAGGACUUUGCCCUGCCAUACAUCCGAGACAUCGCCCAGGCUGUCAAGAGCAAGCUGAAGGAGGAAGCGCUGCCCCUGGUGCCCAUGAUCAUCUUUGCGAAGGACGCGCACUACGCGCUGCGUGACCUGGCCCACGCCGGAUACGAGGUGGUCGGUCUCGACUGGACCAUCCGGCCCCAGGAAGCUCGUGCACAGAUAGGGAAGGAUGUCACCCUGCAAGGGAACCUGGAUCCUUGUGCUCUCUACGCACCCAAGGAGAAGAUUGGCGAGCUGGUGAAGAAGAUGCUGGAGGCUUUUGGGACCCAACGCUACAUCGCCAACCUGGGCCACGGCCUCUACCCUGACAUGAACCCUGAACACGUGGGUGCCUUUGUGGAGGCCGUGCACGCUCAUUCCCGUCACAUCAACAAGCACAGCUGAGCCUGGGGCCUUGGGGAUAGGACUCUGGUUUGGGCACAGUCACCCCAAGUAGUGUGUUGUCACAAGGUUUGCUCCAGGCUGGGCUGCAGCAUUAAACCAGCACCUUCUCUGCAGCAGCCGUGUGGCUCUGGCUGGGGGGACGGGGAACUGGAUGGCCCUGAAGGACAUGGGCAGUUGUGGCAGGCAGUUAGAGGGGCAUGUGGGGUCAGGGGGAACCCCUGAGCCCCGUCCUGUUGGUCAGAAUGGGGAAACAGGUGCCAGCGCAGUGGGAUUGCCUCUCCCUGCCAGGCUGCACAGUGUCUGUGCUUGCAGGAGAGGAUGUGAGCCCAGAGCACACUAGGCAUCUCCUGGCACUGUGGAUGCACUCAGCUCUGCUAGGGAGAGGCUGCCUGAGGCUGGCAGGAUCACAGGUUUACAGCAUGAGCAGUGCCUGAGUCCUGCUCAGGUGGGAAUAGGCAACACGAUGUCAACCCAGGGCAGCCCAAGGGGGGGGGGAGACACAGCAGGACUCAUCUGGGGGACCACCAGCACCCUGCCACACUGGUUGGGAUGCACCAUGGCCCUAUUACCACCAUCACCUUCCUCCAGCUCCCAGAGUCUCUCUACGACCAUUCCACCAGUCCUGGAGUUCUUCCCCCAUGCAUACCUCCUCAUCUCUCAUGAUCCUCAGAGGCAAGCUUGCCUGGGGCUCAGCAAACCCUGCAGAAAGUAAACCAGGAACCUUGAGUUAUGACUCUCUGCCACCCCAUCCCACACUGCAGCACACUCACUGCAGUCCAGGCUGGCUGCAGGAUGGAUCGAGACGUGGGUGCCAACACUGCUGUAGCUGGCACGGAUAGGGCAGUGCCUCCAGCAUGAUCAGGGACCUGCUAACACCGUGCGUGGCAGGGAAUCGCACCCAGAAGCAGCCAGGAUGCCUUGCCCCUGCUCCAUGCCCCCACAGGAGCUGGGUACCACAGGGAGCAGCGACACUGCCUCCUCCCCGGGGCUCUGCCCAGCAAGCGUGGUGACCCCCUGACUUCAGAGAAAGGCAGGAGAGAGACGGGGGGUAACGUUCAUCCCUUUUAUUAUUAAACAUCAGAUGAAGAGGUCGCACACACACAUACACGCACGCACGCAAAAAAAAAAAAAAGGGAAGGAAAAAAAGAGAGAAACAGACUGGUUGAAGACCGCUAUUUCGGUGGCGACAGAGACCGAGUACAAUUGGUUUCCUGGCCGGAGUGCGGACACAAGUCACUUGCCAAAAAAUUAAAA